Molecule: messenger RNA, 842 nt
Organism: Pseudopodoces humilis (Tibetan ground-tit)
Lineage: Eukaryota; Metazoa; Chordata; Aves; Passeriformes; Paridae
Source: RefSeq, a predicted model, not a curated record
GUCCCGGCGCCGCCAUGGCGGGGGCGGCGGUGCUGCAGGUGCUCCGCCAGGGCGUUUGGGCCUCGCUGACGGGCGGCUGCUUCCUGGACCCUCAGCUGGGCGCCUUCGCCAACUGCGUGCGGCUCUACGUGUGGCUGUUCCUGCUCGGGCUCCCGCUCGGCCUCUACUCGGCGCUGCCCCCCAGCCCCGCCGUGGCCGCUCUGUACUGCGGGCUCGUGGCCGCGUUCUUCGGGACCCUCAAGGCCGUCACGUUCCGGCUGCACGCGCGCCUGGACCGGGGGGACCCCGAGGGGGACCCCGAGGGGGGGGCGGCCGCGCUGCUGCCCCCCCGCAGCCCCGAGGAGCGGGACGGGACCCCCGGCCCCCCCGGGGGGGGUCUGGAGCUCUCGGUGCUGCGCUGGCCGAGCGCGACCCCCCCCCAGCUCUGCGGCUUCAACCAGCUCUCGGAGCUGCUGCCACACCUGGACACCGGGGCCGGGGAGCUCCGGGGCAUCCUCACGGCCGCUGACCGGGACCGGCUGCGCUCGGUGUCACCGUCGCCCCCCGCCCCAGCGAUCGCCGCGGCCGGAGCCCCCUCCCCAAACCGGGUCCGACCCCCAUUGAUCCGACCCGGAGAGGGGCGCGUGGGAAAAGGGGCGGGGCCUCCCGCAGGCGGGAAUCCGAGGGCAGCCAAUCGGGGCGCGGGGCUCGUUCCCACGUUCCCAUUGACAAGUCGCUGGGUGCGGGAUCCCCGCUACAACCGGGGGGGUUCCGGGGGGGCGGGGAGGUCCAGGAGACCCCCGGGAGACCCGAAGGAGUCCCUGAGGGUCUCUUGGGGUUCCCUGAGGAUCCCGGAGGUCUAG